AUGGAGAAUGUCCGGGUUUUCCGUAACCUCGUCUCAUUUCUUAGAUAUCCUGCCGCUUUGUCGGCUUCCUCAGUCAUAAUCCUCCAUUAUGUCGCGCCCCAACUCGGAUUUCAACUUGGACAACUUCUCAACCAUGCAGAUGAACGAGGACGACGAAUACUGAGCUCUCUCGUCCAACAGCUAGCGGACCACAACACUGCAGCAGCCGUUUACCAACCGGAAUUCCGGCGUGCGGUGCUUGCUGCGGUGCAGCGGUACUUCGAGCGUGGUAGUCAAGGCCAGAGGCCAACAGCAUGGCUCAACACUCUCAUACAACGAUUGGAUCUACACAACAGGAUCGAUUUCCGAGGUGGCUUAGAUCUUCUCUUCAAUGGGUUACUGGCAUGGACCAUGUUUCAGUACCUCCCUGAGCAAGACUACUUGGUACGUCGAAACAUGCCCGUGGAUCCCGCUGGUGGUGAAGUGAGAGAUAUGCAACGGAGCCCUCCUGAAGGCCGUUCGAUGUACCCAGAUCCGGAGCGAUUGGGACAACCACAACAACCAAGACGCGAGCAAAACACCAGGAUCAGACCUUUUCUACUCUACCCUCGUAUCCUCCUCAUCACAGCCCUCAAAGAUCCUCGAACACAAUCCGGUAAAGUCAAGCUGUUCACUCCUCUGCCCUUCCUGUCCAUUGUUUUCGUCAUUUGGUCAUCAACACAAGCACAAUCUCUGCUCUCCUCUUCUCCCACCGAGUGA
Exophiala bonariae is the source of this 738-nucleotide messenger RNA. RefSeq lists its product as uncharacterized. The record is from RefSeq and is a predicted model, not a curated record. NCBI's taxonomy places the organism in Eukaryota, Fungi, Ascomycota, Eurotiomycetes, Chaetothyriales, Herpotrichiellaceae. The transcript has 3 exons. Bases 1 to 738 code for a protein of 245 amino acids.